Molecule: messenger RNA, 4214 nt
Organism: Sipha flava (yellow sugarcane aphid)
Lineage: Eukaryota; Metazoa; Arthropoda; Insecta; Hemiptera; Aphididae
Product: multidrug resistance protein 1A-like
Exons: 27
Coding region: 208-4131 (1307 amino acids)
Biological process (GO): transmembrane transport
Cellular component (GO): membrane
Molecular function (GO): ATP binding; ABC-type transporter activity; ATP hydrolysis activity
Source: RefSeq, a predicted model, not a curated record
UGUAACCUUAACAUUCGUCGGGUAAAAUCUCUUUACCACGUAAACACACAUCACGACCGUUAUUAGACGAAAAUGUUUACUAUAGUCACGUAUGUGUUUUAUGCUCCUUUUGUGUCGUCACAAUAGAUAUUUUUUUUUUUUUUACAAAGAAAAGUCAAUUUCUCAUCAAUUUUACGACAUUAAAGUGGUAGUAUUCUUUUCACGAUCAUGCCGUCAGGAACUUACACUGUGAAUCAAGACAGCUGCAAAAAUGGCUUUUCUAACAAAUAUAAACAGGAACGGUGCGGGCACGUCGAAGAUAUCGAGUUACCAUCAAUCAUAAUGAGCGCAUCGAUCAACCCGGGUAUAUCAAACUCCACGCUAAAUUUGAAUAAGACCAUCGUUAAGAUGAAGUACAUAACCGGGGUCAACGUCAAACCCGGUAUCUUCCACAUUUUUCGAUACGCAGACAUUUGGGAUAAGAUACUGAUGAUUGUUGGCGUCAUCACGUCAUUGGCUACGGGAGCUAGUUUACCUGUCCUGGCCAUGUUUUUCGGUCAAAUGACAAACACGUUCAUCAGACAAACUGCAGCGCGAAAUCCCAUCACGGUUACAACACCAAGUUACAGCUACAAUUUUACUUCAUUCAACGCCACGACUGCCGAAGUGGAUUCAUCACUGCCGCCGCUUUCUCCUCAAGAGUUCGACCAGUACAUGACGACAUAUUCGUUGUACUACUUAUACAUCGGUAUUGUCGUAUUAAUCGCUGCUUUUGUACAGACCUGGUGCUGGGAAAUGGCAUGCGAACGGCAAGUGUACCGACUUCGUAAUGUGUUCUUCUCGCAGAUCAUCAGACAGGAUAUCACUUGGUUCGACACCAACCAAAGCGGAGAUCUUACGACAAAACUGUUCGAUGAUCUGGAACGAAUCCGAGAGGGUAUAAGUAGCAAGUUCAGCAUACUCACGCAGUAUAUAUCUACAUUUGUUUCCGGUCUGCUGAUUGGUUUCUACAUCAGCCCAGAACUGACAGGUCUGUUGCUUUUCGUCGGACCGAUAAUUAUUGGCAUUACGGCUUACCUUAGUCAGAACUCAUCCGCGGCUAGUUGUAAAGAACAAAUUAAGUACGCGGCUGCCGGAUCGAUUGCCGAAGAAGUGUUUACCGCCAUUAGAACCGUAGCCGCAUUUGGAUUGGAAAAAAAAGUGAUCUCCGGGUAUACCGCCGCGUUGAAAGAAGGAAGUAAAAUCGCUAUACGGAGGUACAGGAUUUUUUCUAUCGGACUCGGCACUAUGUUCAUGCUGAUGUACAUCGGAUACGGCGUAGCGUUCUAUUAUGGGGCUAAAUUGGUCGCAAGAGGAGAGGCUACACCUGGCACAGUUUUCACCGUAUUCUUUAGCGUGAUGUCGGGCGCGUUUUCAGUAGGAAACGCUUUGCCGUAUAUGAACGCGGUCACCACGGCCAUGGGAGUGGCGAGAAAUCUCUACGGUGUUAUCGAUAGAGUCCCGGAAAUCGACGCGUCAUCCAAGAGCGGGAAAAAGCCAAAGGAUAUUACCGGCAAAAUCGAAGUAAAAAACGUUGAAUUCAGUUAUCCGUCGAGGCCAACAAUCAAAGUACUUAAUGGUUUAAAUCUAACAAUCGAACCCGGCCAGACUGUAGCGUUAGUGGGUUCAAGCGGUGCCGGUAAAAGUACUAUUAUUGGUUUGCUUUUACGAUUUUACGAUCCAGAAGCGGGACAAAUUUAUCUAGAUUCGAAUAAACUCUCCGAUCUAAAUGUCCAUUGGCUUCGAGAUCAAAUUGGACUCGUAUCUCAGGAGCCAAUUCUUUUCGGAGUGUCGAUUUCUGAUAACAUCCGAUAUGGGCGAGAAGACGUUACGGACGAAGAACUUGUAGAAGCUGCAUCACAAGCAAUGGCGCACGAUUUUAUUAAAGAACUACCGAACGGUUAUAACACAUUUGUGGGAGAUAGAGGUUGUCAACUCUCGGGUGGACAAAAACAACGAAUCGCAAUAGCAAGAGCACUGGUUAGAAACCCGAAAAUAUUGUUAUUGGACGAAGCUACAUCAGCGCUAGACUCACAAAGCGAAGGGAUCGUGCAAAAAGCAUUGGAUCGAGUGAUGAAAGGCAGAACGACGAUUAUCGUGGCCCAUAGACUUUCAACAAUUAAAAAUGCAGACGUCAUUCACGCAAUGAAGAAUGGUAAAAUUGUCGAAUCUGGAACACAUGACGAUUUGAUGCAUAAAAAAGGCGUAUACCACAACUUGGUGGUGUCACAACUUAAAGUAAGUGAUAAGAAUCAAGAAGAUUCAACUUGUAGACAGGAAUAUGAUAAUGCUUGUGCAAACUAUGAAGAAAUGUCUGAAAAUCAGUCUACGUGUGGCGAGAGUGUAUUGGAUGAAAAUAAAAAGAAUUCAAAGUACUGCAUGUGGAAACUCAUAAAAGUUAAUUCACCGGAAUGGGCAUAUCUGUUGUUCGGUUGUAUCGGUUGUAUCAUAAACGGCGGUUUGGUCCCUAUUUACGCUUAUUUCUACGGACAAGUAUUCGAGUGUUUGACGCUGAAAGGCGAAGCAUUGGAAAGAGAAGCAACAUUUUGGUCCGCAAUGUUUGUUUUACUAGGAGUAGCCUCGGGUUUGGCCAUACUAUGCCAAACAUGGUUACUAACGUUCGCCGCUGAAAAACUGAUGAUGCGCUUACGGGUGCUGGCGUUUACAAAUAUACUCAGACAAGCGGUCGGAUGGUUCGACGACAAGGAAUCGAGUCCCGGCUGUCUGACGACCAAGUUGGCCAGAGAUGCCCCGGUAGUGAAAGCGGCCGGCGGAAUGCGAGCCGGCCAAGUGAUGUCGGCAGUCGUUACCAUUACCUCGGCCGUGUGCAUAGCGUUCAUUUACGGAUGGAAACUGGCCAUGAUACUGGUGAUCGCCGUUCCUUUUAUAAUCGGUGCCGGGUACCAACAGCAGAUGAGUCUCAGAAAGAACCAACGCAGAGACGCGAAAUUUAUGGACGAAGCGGGCAGAAUAGCAACCGAAAGUGUACAGAACGUGCGCACCGUGCAGUCGUUAGGAAAAGAGAAAAAGUUUGUCGACCUUUAUCGCGAAAGCUUGAAAAUUCCUAACAGGGAAGCGAAAAAACAAACGUACCUGUACGCGACAUUAUUCGCUUUGUCGCAAUCGAUCACGUACAUACUAUACUCCAUCGCUUUUAAGUACGGAUCUUAUUUGGUACUUCAAGAAGAAAUGACUCCGUCCGCCGUUUACAGGGUAUUUUUCGCACUGUCGUUCUCCGCACAUUCCGUCGGCCACACGAUGGCUUUUCUCCAGGACUACGCCAAAGCGAAACAUUCCGCUUCGAUCAUAUUUCAACUGAUCGAAAAACCAACGGAAAUCGAUAGCCAAUCGAACGACGGAUAUACGCCGGAAAUAACCGGUAAGAUAUCAUUUAGAGGAGUUCAUUUUUCGUAUCCAACGAGACGGGCAAACAAAAUCCUAAACCACAUGGAUUUUACUGUUGAAUCCGGAAAAACACUGGCGUUGGUCGGCGAAUCGGGAUGUGGCAAAAGUACUGUUAUAUCGCUUCUCGAACGUUUUUAUAAUCCUUCUUGCGGCACGAUCGAAAUAGAUGACUGUGAUAUCCGAAAUAUGAAUAUUCAGCAUUUGCGAAAAAAUAUCGGCCUGGUUACGCAGGAGCCUGUAUUAUUCGACUGUUCGAUCAAAGAAAACAUCAGCCAUGGUGUGUGCGAUAAUAAUGUGAAUUUCGAUAUGAUUGUCGAAGCCGCGAAAAAAGCAAACGCACACAACUUUAUAAUGAGUUUACCACAAGGUUACGAUACAAUAGCUGGUGACAGGGGCAUGCAGUUGUCUGGCGGUCAAAAACAACGAAUCGCUAUAGCUAGAGCAUUGAUAAAAAAUCCUAAAAUACUAUUGUUAGACGAAGCUACAUCUGCACUAGACACCGAAAACGAAAAAGUUGUGCAAGAAGCGCUGGACGAAGCCAGAAAAGGAAGAACGUGUAUAAUAAUUGCCCAUCGUCUGUCUACCAUUCAAACGGCUGAUAUCAUAGGUGUUGUUCGUCGAGGACAAAUCAUUGAAAUUGGUACUCAUGAAGAGUUAUUUGAAAUGAAUGGAUGUUAUUAUGAAUUAAUAAAAAGGCAACACAUGUAAUAAUAAAAAAUAACCGUGUCAUAUAUGAUUUAGCAAUAACAUACAAAAGUAUAUUGAAUUAAAUAAUGUUUAUAUUUAUAAGA